This is a messenger RNA of Cololabis saira (Pacific saury), 2599 nucleotides long. It is a transcript of the gene aifm1, whose product is annotated as apoptosis inducing factor mitochondrion associated 1. NCBI's taxonomy places the organism in Eukaryota, Metazoa, Chordata, Actinopteri, Beloniformes, Belonidae. The record is from RefSeq and is a predicted model, not a curated record. Gene Ontology annotation, biological process: apoptotic process; mitochondrial respiratory chain complex assembly. Gene Ontology annotation, molecular function: NAD(P)H oxidase H2O2-forming activity; FAD binding; protein dimerization activity. The transcript has 20 exons. Gene Ontology annotation, cellular component: cytoplasm; mitochondrion. The coding region runs from base 144 to 2222 and encodes 692 amino acids.
AGUACCCGUAUGUCCCCUGUAGUGUGUGUGACCUGUCUCUGGCCUUGGCGUGCAAGCGUGUGCUAGUCCGGUGAACUCUGUUAAGUGUAACUAGUUUCGUCUCCUACUAGAAGUGGGAGCUGGUGGAGCAGAGUUUAGCCACGAUGCUGACAUGUAGGGCCGCCUGGAGGAAGCUCGCCCCCCUCGCGAGAGACUCCUGCAGUCUGAGCCGGCAGACUGCAAGACGAGCAGGGUUGAUCAAUGGCAGGACGCCGUGGCGUGUUCCCGCGGCUCAGAUGUCCACCGGGCCGAUGGGCGGAGACAACAUGAAGUACGCCGCGAUGGUGGGAGCCGCAUGUGUUGCUGGCAUCGCAUAUGCAGUCGUAACCAUAAGGGGAGACCAGCGACGAUAUCAGGAACGUAUAGAAGAGAUUUCAUCCAGACCAGAAAAAGCUAAAACACUAGCUGCUACACCCGCCGGAGAAUCCCCCGAGAAAAAGGCCGAACCAGCGUCGAAGGAACAGUCAGCCAGUGAAACAACAAAACCCCCUCCAGCAGAUGAGCCCGUGGUAGAAUCGCUACCAGAAGAGGCGGCAACCGCAGCUGCCGUGCCUGUAGUUGAGGAGGAACCACUAGCACCCUCUGAGCCGCCCCCCGCAGCGCUUUCAGAGCCAGAACCAGAACCAGAGCCAGAGCCGGCUGUGGAGAGCGAAGCAGCAGCAGCACCGGCCGCAGCAGAGCCCCCCGAGCCUCAGCCGGACCUUGUUGUAGCGAGUGAAACAGCCGGCACACACACCCCCUACCUCCUGAUCGGUGGCGGUACGGCCUCUUUCGCUGCCGCCAGGUCUAUUCGAGCCAGAGACCCCGGUGCCAAGGUGCUGAUUGUGACUGAUGAGCCAGACCUUCCCUACAUGAGACCCCCCCUCUCCAAAGAGCUGUGGUUCUCCGAUGACCCCAGUGUGACGGAAACGCUGCGCUUCAAACAGUGGAACGGCAAAGAGAGGAGCAUCUACUUCCAGCCGCCGUCGUUCUACGUUAAUCCAGAAGAUUUGCACAAAGCAGAAAAUGGAGGCGUGUCUGUCCUCACCAGCAGGAAGGUGGUUCACAUGGACGUGAGGGGAAACAAAGUGAAGCUGGACGAUGAUACGGAGAUCUCGUAUGACAAGUGUUUGAUCGCUACAGGUGGUAUUCCAAGAAACCUGCAAGUCGUUGAAAGAGCGGGCGAGGAAGUGAAGAAGAGGACAACUCUGUUCCGCAAGAUCGAGGACUUCAAAUCCCUGGACCACGUCUCCAGGCACGCCAAGUCCAUCACCAUCAUCGGAGGAGGCUUCCUCGGCAGCGAGCUGGCCUGUGCCCUCGGACGGAAAUCGACGGAGUCGGGGUUGGAGGUGAUACAAAUGUACCCAGAGAAGGGGAACAUGGGAAAGGUCCUGCCUGAAUAUCUGAGCAACUGGACGACAGAGAAAGUCAAGACAGAGGGUGUGAAGGUCAUCACUGAAGCGCUGGUGAAGUCUGUGACCUUCAAAGAUGAGAAGCUGGAAAUCCGGCUGAAAGACGGCCGAGUGGUGAAAACGGAUCACAUCGUCGCCGCCGUCGGCCUGGAGCCCAACGUAGACCUCGCCAAGUCCGCAGGUCUGGAGGUGGACUCAGACUUUGGAGGCUUUCGGGUCAACGCGGAGCUGCAAGCUCGCUCCAAUAUUUGGGUGGCAGGAGAUGCAGCGUGUUUCUACGACAUCAGACUGGGCCGCCGGCGAGUGGAGCAUCACGAUCACGCCGUUGUGAGCGGCAGACUAGCAGGCGAGAACAUGACGGGAGCCAGCAAACCUUACUGGCAUCAGUCCAUGUUCUGGAGCGACCUGGGCCCCGACGUCGGCUACGAGGCGAUCGGCAUCGUUGACAGCAGCCUGCCGACAGUAGGAGUGUUUGCCAAAGCCACCGCCAAGGACACACCGAAAGCUGCUACUGAGAAGUCUGGAACCGGCAUCCGCUCGGAGAGUGAAACGGAGGACACCGCCACCACCGCCGUGGCCUCGGCAGCGCCGGCGCCACCGCCGCCGCCCGCCCAGCAAAAGGACGACUAUGGCAAAGGUGUCAUCUUCUACCUGAGAGACAAAGUGGUGGUGGGCAUAAUCCUGUGGAACGUAUUCAACAGAAUGCCCAUCGCAAGGAAGAUCAUCAAGGACGGGGAGGAGCACGCAGAUCUGAAUGAAGUGGCCAAGCUGUUCAACAUCCACGAGGAUUAAGACGUUGGAGGCUCGCUCAGGACAGCGAGCGUCGCUUCAUGCGAAGACUGAACUCUGGCAGUGAUUGCCAUUUUCAAUGAGUCACGACUGGUCAUUCAAACCAAAUGGGAGCAUCAGUGUAAAUUAAAUUAUGUUGUUCAAUAUUUGUUCAAAUAUUUUCAUAUUUGCAGUUUGUAUCUGCUGCACUUGUUUUUUUUUUGUGGGGGUGGGUGUUAAUUUCUGCACCAGAAGUCACCGUCUCAUCUUCCUCCCACCCCCCCCCCCUUUCCUGCGUGAUUGUCUCCGCUUUGCCUCACCAGACUCAAGUGUUCCCCUCCGUGUGAAUCAGAGCAGCUUCUUCCAAGAAAAGCUGCAAUAAAAGAUAUUUUUAAAUUGGA